This is a messenger RNA of Eruca vesicaria subsp. sativa (arugula), 1852 nucleotides long. Lineage: Eukaryota; Viridiplantae; Streptophyta; Magnoliopsida; Brassicales; Brassicaceae. The record is from the annotation of a GenBank genome assembly.
CAAGGUGGGUUCUCUUUCUACUCUCUCUCACACUUUCUCAGUGUAGUUUUGAGUGUAGUGUUUGUGGGGUUUAGCAGAUAAUGCAGAGUGUUAUCAGCUAGAGAGAGAGAAGAAUCUGAAUCUGAAGUUUCAUACUAGUGCCGUUUGUUGAUCUUGUGGUAUUAUUUUUUGGUAGUUCAAGUGUUUAAUCUUUUGUCUGUGUCUCUGCUUUGGUUAUGAUUCUGUGAGAUCUCUCUUUGAUUCAUGCAUUUUCCUCAUUUUGUGGUUUUGUUGAUUCUCUGAUUCCUAAAAAAAAGGGUUUAAAGCCAGUUUGUGGCUGAAGAGAAACACCAUUACCAUCUUUUUUUUUUGCUGUUCAUGCAAAGUAGAUCUAAAGGUUUAAGCAAAGACACUCACUCCUCCAAGUGUUUGAGUACAUGGAUUUCUUGAAAGUGAGGAAAUUCAGAAAGUCACGGAAGCCAAACCUUGAGAAGGAGCAAGAACAAGAAAGGAGUGAGAACAAUGUAGCUAGUGUGACAGAUUCAGGAAAAGCAGAUGAGAUAGAAGAUGAGGAAGAUGAUGACUUCAUCACCAAUGAGGUUAAGAGAAGGCUUAAGGAGUUAAGGAGAAACAGUUUCAUGGUCUUGAUACCUGAAGAAGAUGAAGAAGGAGAAGAAGAGGAGGAAGAGUCUUAUCUAGGUGAAGAUGAGGGAGAAGACAAGUGUUCAAGUGUCUGGAGAGAUGUAGUCGCUGAAGGACUUCAAUGGUGGGGAGGUUUUGAUGCUGUCUAUGAAAAGUAUUGUGAGCGUAUGCUCUUCUUUGAUCGUUUAAGCUCUCGCCAGCUCAAAGAAAAUGGCAUUGGCAUAGCUCCAAGUCCUUCAACUCCAUCACCAAGAUCUGCAUCUAAGAAGCUCUCAUCGCCUUUUCGAUGUCUUUCUCUGAAGAAAAUGGAUGUUCCUGAGGAGGAGGAAGAUAUAGAGCAUUUGCAGCAGACAGAGAUUGACCCUUGUCAAGAUCUUGAGACAGCUUAUGUUGCUCAACUCUGCCUCACUUGGGAAGCACUUCACUGUCAGUACACGCAGCUUAGCCACUUGAUCUCAUGCCAACCUGAAACACUGACUUGCUACAACCACACUGCGCAACAGUUUCAGCAGUUCUUGGUCUUGUUGCAGAGGUAUAUAGAGAAUGAACCGUUUCAGCAGGGGUCAAGAGCUGAGCUUUAUGCUCGUGCUAGAAACGCAAUGCCUAAGCUGCUUCAAGCUCCCAAGAUUCAAGGGUCAGAUAAGGAGAAAGAUACAGUAGAGUUCAUGGUCCUAGCUGAUGAUCUCAUCAGAAUCAUUGAGAGCUCGAUCCUUACUUUCAACGUUUUCUUGAAAAUGGAUAAGAAGAAGCCAAAUGGAAUCAUCAUUCACAUGUUUGGGAACAAUAACCAUAUGAUCAAUAAUUCUACAACCCCUUUGCAACUGGUUCAGUCAACUAUUGAAAAGAAGAGGGUGAAAGCGAAGGAGCUUACAAAGAAAACAAAAGGGUUGAGAAAGAAGUCUUGGCCACAAACAUGGGAAGGUGUUCAGCUCUUGUUUGCAGCCAUUGACAUCAAACUCGCAUCAAGGGUACUGAGGAUGGGGAAAGUCAGUAAAGAGCAGCUUCUAUGGUGUGAAGAGAAGAUGAAAAAACUUAAUUUUUCUGCUGGGAAGCUUCAGAGACACCCAUCUCCAGUUCUUUUCCCUUGUUGAUAAUAAUAAUAAUAAUAAAUGAUGAAACACACAAUGAUUUCAAGACCUGUAUCAACUGCUCCCUUCUUUUUGUAGACAUAUCAAUGAAGUGAUUGUGAUUGUGUUCCAUAUGCCUCCUUGGCUAUCCAUUAAGGUUUUAA